UACACAAGUCGAUCUUCCCAAUUCCCGUGUUUCCCUCUCCUUCUCUUUCUCCAUUGCCGCAUAUUGCUAUUUUUUGCUAAGCUCUCUUUAAAAAAUAAUAAAUAAUAAAUAAUAAAUAAAAUUAAAAUAAAAACAAGAGAAAUAUAUAAAGUUGAUAAACGGCUAUAUUUUGACUGUUGCUACAAAAAUCUCAAGCCCCCUCAAUUCGGUUGGGGGCCCCAAAUUUUUAUUUUUCUUCUUUUCAUUUUCGUUCAAUAAUUGUGACUGUGUGUCGGUUUCGGUUCGAUUAAUUGAUCAGAAAUCAAACUGAUUUUUUUUUUAAUUAAUUAUUGUGUGUGUGUGUGAUGACGUACAAUGCCGCCGGCGACGAGGAUCUUAGGAUGGAUCGGGAAUACGUGAAAUUGGAGGGCGGUGGUGGUGAUGGUUCGCCCCCCUGCGCCGCCGCCGUGGCGUCUCGUUAUUGCGGAGAUGGUUGUGGAUUAGGGCGGCGAUCGCUGUGGUGGUGGGGGAAGCUUUUGCUGCUUGUCGUAUUUGCUGGGUUGUUCGCCGCCGUUAUCUUCAAAUGGGUCGGACCUUUUCUCAUGGAUAAGGGAAUAAUCCCGAUUAUAAAUUGGGAGAUGAAAACAUUCAGCAAAACAAAGCUAGCACUUGUAGUCUUCGGUUCUCUAACAAUAUUUCCGUCCCUCCUUUUACCUUCUUCGCCCUCCAUGUGGGUUGCUGGGAUGACUUUCGGAUAUGUGUACGGGUUUUUGUUGGUUAUCGGAGCAGUUGCUAUUGGUGUUUCUGUUCCGUAUUUCAUUGGUUCGCUUUUCUAUCAUAAAAUCCAGGUUUGGUUAGAUAGAUAUCCGAAGAAAGCGUCUGUAAUAAGAUUAGCAGGUGAAGGAGACUCGUUUAAUCAGUUCCGAGCUGUCGCAUUCAUUAGGAUAUCUCCCUUCCCUUACAUCGUAUAUAACUACUGUGCGGUAGCUACGGAUGUCAAGUAUGGUCCUUAUUUGCUGGGGACUUUGGUCGGAAUGGUGCCAGAAAUAUUUGUUACACUUUAUACUGGCAUCUUCAUAAAAACGUUGGCCGAUGCUUCAUACGAUCAGCAGUCUUUGACAGCUUCUCAGAUAAUAUUAAACCUAGCUGGCUUUGGCAUUACUGCUACAACAACAGCAAUUGUCACGUUGUACGCCAAACGAAGGUUGAAGGAACUGAAGAUGGAAGAGGCAGUAGUGUUAAAGUGAUCGCUUGUUUUUCGUAUCGAGCUUCGAAUGGCAAUUAUGAGUUUUUAAGUAUAUACACAUAACGUUGAAAUUAUAUCAAGACUCCAUUCUUUCAGAGUCUUAAUCUGCACGAGGGGGCAAAAGGUAAUCAUAACAGCUAAUCUACAUUAAUGUUGCAAGAGAAAGUGUAAUGAUCAAUUUGAUGUUUUUGCCAUUUCUUUAUUCAUGUGAGCAUAUUUUGUAUAGGAAUGCGAUCUCGGGUUUUUAUUUGUCGGGAAAAUUCCAGACUGCCAAUUUUACUUUAGUAU
Erythranthe guttata (spotted monkey flower) is the source of this 1513-nucleotide messenger RNA. RefSeq lists its product as uncharacterized. The record is from RefSeq and is a predicted model, not a curated record. NCBI's taxonomy places the organism in Eukaryota, Viridiplantae, Streptophyta, Magnoliopsida, Lamiales, Phrymaceae.